AUGAGGCUUAAAUACCCAGAUAUGGAGAAGAAGUUCCAACCUAAUGUGAUAGAGACCAAGGAUGAGUUGUAUGAGAGGAAGUUGAUGAAGCUAAAGGAGACGCCAAAGAAUGUUUCAACCACAUCCAGGACUAAGAGGGCUAUGCCUUUAAACCCGGCCCAACCACAGGACAAAUUGAUAAACCACCAACAGGAGAUGAUUGAGUACCAGCAAGAAUCAUCAUUGCCUUCUCCCAUGACAACUCCUUCCGAACCUUGUUCUCCAAGAAAUGAAGCGGAUGAGGAGGAGGUGAAGACAUUGGUAGUCUCCAAUGAUGUCAAUACCAUGGACACCUGUCAAUAUCCAGACUUGAUGAUGUCUACUGAUGAGGUGCUCCAAACUUAUGGCUAUCCAGUUUUCUAUGCAGUGGAUGGAAUGCCCAACUAUCCCUUGGUCUACCUUGAUAUCCAGACCCAUGAGACCAUAGUUGUCUACCCACCUCCACCUUCCAAUUCGAGCUGGUACUAG
Acytostelium subglobosum LB1 is the source of this 507-nucleotide messenger RNA. RefSeq lists its product as hypothetical. NCBI's taxonomy places the organism in Eukaryota, Evosea, Eumycetozoa, Acytosteliales, Acytosteliaceae. The transcript has 2 exons. The coding region runs from base 1 to 507 and encodes 168 amino acids. The record is from RefSeq and is a predicted model, not a curated record.